Messenger RNA from Trichosurus vulpecula (common brushtail), 1830 nucleotides. RefSeq names its product cell division cycle associated 8 (gene CDCA8). Bases 267 to 1100 code for a protein of 277 amino acids. Gene Ontology annotation, cellular component: chromosome, centromeric region; spindle midzone; chromosome passenger complex. NCBI's taxonomy places the organism in Eukaryota, Metazoa, Chordata, Mammalia, Diprotodontia, Phalangeridae. Gene Ontology annotation, biological process: mitotic sister chromatid segregation. The transcript has 10 exons. The record is from RefSeq and is a predicted model, not a curated record.
GGGGCGGUUGAAUUUGAAUCUGCAGGGCGAGGCAGCGACUCCAUUUAACGCCCCUGAGACCGGUGGGUGGGCCCGGUUUGGUCACCACUGACUUCUUUGGGAUCUCGAUCUUCUCGGCUGUAAGGGGCCGGAUCGGAACAGUCGGCCUUUCCUCGGGCGCGGGAGUACGAUCUGCGGGGGCUGACCUCCCCGGGCUCCCGUCCGCCUCACGCGCCGCCGCCGCUCGGGUCUGGCGGGUCGCGCGGCGUCUUCUCCGCCUCUGCACCAUGGCUCCGUCGAAGAAGGCCUCGAGCCGGACGACCAAGAAGAGCGCGGUGCGGAGCAGAAAGCUCGCCUCCUUCCUCAACGACUUCGACCGUGAAGUACAAAUUAGAUCAAAGCAAAUACAGUCAGAUGCCCAGAACCUCAUCAAAGAAGUAGACAAUCUUUACAACAUUGAAAUCCUCCGGCUUCCCAGGGCGCUUAGAGAAAUGAAUUGGCGUGAAUAUUUUGCCCUAGGAGGAAGCAAACAGGCCCUGGAAGAAGCAGCAACAGCUGACCUGGAUAUCACAGAAAUAAAUAAGCUGACAGCUGAAGCUAUUCAGACACCCUUGAAAGCCGUCAGAGCAAAGAAAGCAGCAAAAGUGGCUGAGGUGAUUAAAGAAGAAGAAACUGAAAAUAUUAAUCCUCAGACUACAAAGGCAAAGAAAUGUCCAACGACUAAGAAGAGGACUCAGUCAGUGAGAGCAAAUGGCAGGAGCAAAAGGUCAAACCAAAGUAGUCUUGUUACUCCAGCCCUGGGCAGAUCUGACUUCUCCAUGCUAGGACCAACUCCAGGCCUGACACCCAGGUUUGAUUCCAGGAUCUUCAAGACCCCAGGCCUCCGUACUCCAGCAGCCAGAGAACGGAUUUACAACAUCUCUGUGAACGGCAGCCCCCUGGCUGAUAGCAAUGAGGUCUUCCUCACUGUGCCCAUGGGUGGAGGAGAGAGCAUGCGCUUAUUGGCCAGUGAUUUGCAAAAGAUGGAUCUGGCACAUCUGGAUCCAGAUGCCUUGGGAAACAUUAAGAAGUUAUCCAAUCGACUUGCUCAGAUUUGUAGUAGCUUACGGACCCGGAAAUGAAGCAGCUGAAAUUCUUCAAGAAGCUCAAGCCGGUUGUGAUGGGACUUAACAUAUGCAACUUUGCCAUCUCCAAAGGAUUUCUUCAGGCUCGUUUAUUUGGGUCCAAAGUUUUUAUAAAGGGAUUGACUGACCUUUUGACUGGUGGGAUAGUAGAGACCAUGGAGAUACACAGGCCUUUGUUCUCAUCCACCUUCUGCCAAAACCCUCAGGGCAAAAAGUUAAGACUCCUAUGGCCAGAGCCUCUUUAUCCACCAAGCCAGCUGGUCAACCUCCAGCACUUCUUUCCCCCAGAAGGGGCUAUUGCAGCAAUGGGAUCUAUAAAGCCAUGCUGCCACUACUCCUAGCUAAGUCCUGUAUCCUGCUGUGGCUCAACAUCUGGACUCUGGGGAUCCCAAAGGCUUCUUGUUCUCCCUUUCUCUUGGGCAUCACCCGUGUGCCCCACACUGGGGCUGAGCAGCUAAACCUUGCAUUUGAAGCAAGUACGGCAAGGAUGGCGGUGGUAUUCGACCGCUGGGGAGCUCUCCAAUUUGCCUCAAACCAGUUCCAAUAUUUUAUUCAUUUUUAGGACUGCAAGUUUUCAAGAGAUGGGAAAUUGCAGCAUCUGCAGCAACCUCCUAACAGCCACAGCAGCAGUAGCCUUUGUGUUUCUCCUUUUCCUCAUCUCUUCUGACCAAAUGUUUUGGGAAUUCUUUGUUUGUACCUAUCUUCAAUAAAUAAGCUUUAACAGUCA